Molecule: messenger RNA, 1560 nt
Organism: Vombatus ursinus (common wombat)
Lineage: Eukaryota; Metazoa; Chordata; Mammalia; Diprotodontia; Vombatidae
Gene: ANKRD34B
Product: ankyrin repeat domain 34B
Exons: 1
Coding region: 1-1560 (519 amino acids)
Molecular function (GO): protein binding
Source: RefSeq, a predicted model, not a curated record
AUGGAUGAAGCCAUAGAGCUUUCAAAUGAUGGAAACUCCCUGAUAAAAGCGGUCUAUCAAAGCCGGCUGCGUCUGACCAGGCUCUUGUUGGAAGGUGGCGCCUACAUCAACGAGAGUAAUGAUCGUGGGGAAACCCCUUUAAUGAUAGCUUGUAAGAGCAAGCAUAUAGACCACCAGAGCGUCAGCAAAGUCAAAAUGGUCAAGUAUCUGUUGGAAAAUAAUGCUGAUCCUAACAUACAAGACAAAACUGGAAAAACAGCCUUGAUGCAUGCUUGCUUAGAAAAGGCCGGCCCUGAAAUAGUCUCUUUGCUGAUAAAAAGUGGUGCCGACUUGAGUCUGCAAGACCACUCUAGCUACUCAGCCCUAGUUUACGCUAUCAAUUCAGAAGACAAAGAUACCUUGAAGGUUCUCCUCAAUGCUUGCAAGGCAAAAGGAAAAGAAGUCAUCAUAAUUACGACAGCUAAGUCUCCCUCCGGGAGGCACACAACCAAGCAGUACUUGAAUAUGCCCCCUGGGGAUAUGGAGGAAUUUCAUUCUCCAACCUCCUGUACUACCCCUUCAGAAAUAGAGAUUAAAACCACUUCUUCCUCCCGCUCAAACUCCUCUGAAAUGGAUAAAGGGCUUUUUGGCUUUAAACAUCUGGAUCUUUCAGGUAGCAGUGACGAUGCUUCAGAACCAGGUUCCCCUACUAGAAGACCUGCUGCAGUUCAUAGUGGGCCUAAGCUGGGCCAAGCGCAACACCUGCAUUUAGAUCCUUGGAUAAAAAGCUCUCCUUCACUCCUGCACCACAGUAAAGUGGCUUCUUUACAAGAAGAACUUCAGGAUAUUACACCAGAGGAAGAAUUCUCUCUGAAAAUAAACGGGCUAGCCUUAUCCAAGAGGUUUAUCACUCGACACCAAAGCAUUGAUGUGAAAGACGCCGCACAUUUGUUAAAGGCCUUUGAACAGGCUGGUUCCAGGAAGCUGUCUUAUGAUGAGAUCUAUUCGCAGCCCCUCUUUUCAGAAGGGAGCAAUCCCUGCAGCGACAUCCCUGUGGAUCAGGACUCCGAAUCAGCAGCCCAGGCAAUGUUUGUUUCUACCUUGAGAAGUAUCGUCCAAAAGAGAAGCUCGGGGGCAAAUCACUAUAGUUCGGAUUCUCAGCUCACUACUGGUCUCACUCCGCCAACUUCAGAAGAUGGAAAAACAUUUGUAGGAAAGAAGAAAGUCCUCUCCCCAUCUCCACCGGUGCUUGCGGGGUCCAAAGAAUUGCUAGAAAAUGUGCCUCCCGGCCCGCUGAGCAGGAGAAAUCACGCGAUGCUGGAAAGACGGGGUUCGGGGGCGUUCCCACUGGAUCACACUGCACAAACCCGUCCAGGGUUUCUUCCCCCCUUAAAUGUGAAUUCUUAUCUUCCCAUCCCAGAUAUCGGUGUUAGCAACAAGAUUUCCAGUCUCUUUUCUUGUGGACAAAAGAUACUCAUGCCAACAGUCCCUACCUUUCCCAAAGAGUUCAAAAGCAAGAAAAUGUUGUUAAGGAGACAAUCAUUACAAACGGAACAAAUUAAGCAACUGGUAAAUUUUUAA